AUGGCGAAUUCAGAGGUAUUAAUGAAAGGGAAUUGUGUGAACGGAGGGGGAGAGAGCUUUUGUUCUGGUUAUACUGAACCAAAUGAUGCUAGGAACGCCAUGGAAGGGCAAAAUUGUCAUUCAACUCGUCCAGCUCCCGUUAGAGACCCCGAGACGGCGCUUUAUACGGAGCUAUGGCAUUCAUGUGCUGGACCUAUGGUCAACGUACCUCGCGAAGGAGAUCGCGUUUUUUACUUUCCUCAAGGCCACAUAGAACAGGUUGAGGCGUCUACUAAUCAGGUUACGGACCCAAUGCCAGUGUAUAAUCUUCCAUCGAGGAUCCUUUGUCGUGUGAUUAACGUUCAGUUAAAGGCCGAACCGGAUACUGAUGAGGUUUUUGCUCAAGUGACUUUACUUCCUGAACCUAAUCAAGAUGAGAGCACCGUGGAGAAGGAAUCUCCCAUUCCUCAACCACCGCGGUUCCACGUGCAUUCCUUUUGCAAGACCCUCACUGCCUCAGAUACAAGCACCCAUGGUGGGUUUUCGGUACUAAGACGGCAUGCAGAUGAAUGCCUUCCUCCAUUGGACAUGUCACGUCAACCUCCCACCCAGGAGUUGGUUGCGAAGGAUUUGCAUGGAAAUGAGUGGCGAUUCCGGCACAUCUUCAGGGGUCAACCACGAAGGCAUUUGCUUCAAAGUGGAUGGAGUGUUUUUGUUAGUUCCAAGAGGCUUGUUGCAGGGGAUGCAUUUAUAUUUUUAAGAGGUGAGAAUGGAGAAUUACGUGUUGGUGUACGACGUGCAAUGAGGCAGCAGGGCAAUGUUCCUACAUCAGUAAUAUCAAGUCAUAGCAUGCAUCUUGGUGUGCUAGCAACGGCCUGGCAUGCCUACACAACAAGUACUAUAUUCACAGUGUAUUACAAACCUAGGACAAGUCCAGCUGAGUUUAUUGUUCCAUUUGAUCAGUACAUGGAGUCAAUGAAGAAUAAUUAUACCAUAGGGAUGAGGUUCAAAAUGAGGUUUGAAGGCGAGGAAGCUCCUGAACAGAGGUUUACUGGAACAAUAGUUGGAAUUGAAGAUGCUGAUCCAACGAGGUGGAAGGAUUCCAAAUGGAGAUGCCUCAAGGUUCGAUGGGACGAGACUUCUACCAUACCUCGCCCAGAGAGAGUUUCACCUUGGAAAAUUGAACCUACUUUGGCUCCUCCUGCGCUGAAUACCCUUCCAAUGCCCGGGCCAAAAAGGCCUCGAUCUAAUGCAGUCCCUUCAUCCCCUGAUUCUUCUGUGCUUACAAGGGAAGGUUCAUCCAAAGCUACUGUAGACCCUUCACCAAAUAGUGGAUUUUCUAGGGUCUUGCAAGGUCGAUUCUCGACCUUGAGAGGCAACUUUGCUGAGAAUAACGAGUCUGACACUGCCGAAAAGUCUGUGAUGUGGCGACCUUCAGUAGAUGAUGAGAAGAAUGAUGUGGUUUUCGCUUCAAGAAGAUUUGGGUCCGAGAAUUGGAUGUCACCUGGGAGGCAUGAACCAGCGUACACAGAUCUGCUCUCAGGUUUUAGGACAAAUGUUGAUUCCCCCCUUGGGUAUUGUACAUCUUUGGUUGAUCAAACUUUAUUAGGCGGUAAUCCUAUGAGAAAACAAUUACUAGAUCAAGAAGGGAAGCUUGGCUCUUGGUCCCAAAUGUCCUCUGGUCUCUCACUCAAGUUGGUUGACACUACUACAAAGCUUCCUGUGCAAUGUUCAGAUGUGUCUUAUCAAGCUCGAGGAAAUGGCAGAUUUGGUGGUUUUGGUGAGUAUCCUAUACUCCAAGGUCAUAGGAUCGAGCACCCACAUGGAAACUGGUUAAUGCCUCCCCCAACAUCUAAUUACGAGAAUCCUGUCCAAUCAAGGGAUUUGAUACCCAAAGCUUCAUCCGUUCAAGAUCAUGAGAACGGAAAAUCUAGAGAAGGAAGUUGCAAGCUCUUUGGUAUUCCUCUCAUUAGUAAUUCUGUUGCAUCUGAGCCCCUAGUCUCUCACAUCAAUACGUUGAGUAAGGCAGCAGAUCAAGUGGAAACUGCACCAAACCAUGUUCAGAUGUUUGCAUCUGCGAAGUCUGAACAGUCAAAGAUCUCCCAGUUGGCAGAAAAUCCAUCUACUUUUGGUGAAUCGAAGAAAGCAUUUCAUCUGAGUCAACCUCAUACAAGGGAGGUUCAAAGCAAAUCUCCUAGCACCUCAGCUCGGAGUUGCACUAAGGUUCUAAUGCAAGGGACUGCUCUUGGUAGGUCUGUGGACCUUACAAAGUUCAGCAACUAUGGUGAAUUGAUGGCUGAAUUGGAUCAAUUAUUUGAACUUGGAGGUGAAUUAUUGGCCCCUAAAAAGAAUUGGCUUGUUGUAUACACCGAUGAUGAGGGUGAUAUGAUGCUUGUUGGAGAUGAUCCCUGGCAGGAGUUCUGUACCAUGGUUCGCAAGAUAGGUAUCUACACUAGGGAGGAGGUUCAGAAGAUGAAGCCGGGGUCAUUGAAUUCAAAGGGUGACAACAAUCUGGUUUCUGGUGAAGGCUUAGAUGCAAAAGUGAAAUGUCCUUCAACAGAUGGUGCAGAGAAUUGUUAAGCUUGGCUGUAAUGCUUCUGGGUAUUAUUAUAUUAGUGUAUUAUUGCAUAUAAGUAAUGGAUCUUGUUUCGAAUAAGAAGCUGAACAUUGAUCAGGUUGAAUAUACCAUGCUAUUCAAUAAGAACAUGCACCCUUUUUAUUCUUUCAGCUUUUGGUGGAGGCAUCCGGAGUGCUGUAGCGACAUUCAACAUUCCGGUUGGAGUUGAAAGUGACGGUAGUAGUGUAUGGUAUCCGGAGUGCAGCAAGCUUUUUCAGAAAUCAGAAUCAGAUAUAUGGAGGGCACAAAUGGUAUAAUCCAAUUUUGGACGUGGUGGUGGUAGUAGUAGUGUAUGGUAUCCGUUUUAUACACGUUUGUACACUCGAAUUCGACUUUUGAGCAUGGCUACAUCGGCCUUGCAUUUGCAACUUCCCCUUUUGUACAGAUGUUUUACCGCCUUUAUCAACCUGGGAAUGCAAGUAAAUACACCA
This is a messenger RNA of Hibiscus syriacus, 3027 nucleotides long. Its product is annotated as auxin response factor 2-like. NCBI's taxonomy places the organism in Eukaryota, Viridiplantae, Streptophyta, Magnoliopsida, Malvales, Malvaceae. Gene Ontology annotation, biological process: response to hormone; regulation of DNA-templated transcription. Gene Ontology annotation, cellular component: nucleus. The record is from RefSeq and is a predicted model, not a curated record. Gene Ontology annotation, molecular function: DNA binding; protein binding.